Messenger RNA from Drosophila eugracilis, 1600 nucleotides. Its product is annotated as solute carrier family 35 member G1. The transcript has 2 exons. NCBI's taxonomy places the organism in Eukaryota, Metazoa, Arthropoda, Insecta, Diptera, Drosophilidae. Gene Ontology annotation, cellular component: membrane. The record is from RefSeq and is a predicted model, not a curated record. Bases 265 to 1308 code for a protein of 347 amino acids.
UCUAGUCCGUUGGCUUUUAUGAAAUCCCCUUUUGAGAAAAGAUUUAAAAUGUUUAAUUAAAUGUAGACUUGGCGGGUAAACAAUGAAUAAAACUCAGUGAAUCGGGUGGCGGGGAAACGAUGUGCAAGUGAAAACUGUGGAAAACGCGGCAGCAGACAGAGACACAGAGCGUACGUAGAGGAAGUCAGAAGAUAAAAUCGAUUUUUCAGUGCAGGAUGCUGAAAUUUUGAAGGGAAUCUGAUAUUGUAGAAAAGAAACCCCGAAAUGCCGGAGAACCUGGAGCUGCGGCAGUUCCAGGAGGGCGCCCCGCCCCCAGAUCCCGCCCCCCGUUGGCUGGAGCGUCUGCAGCGCCGUUUGGGCGCCGAUUGCCCUUAUUUGGGGAUCUUGCUAGCUACACUUUCCUCGUUAUUUUUUUCCUUGUGCUCAGUGAUUGUCAAGGGACUGGUGGAUGUGAAUCCUAUGGAGCUGGCUUCGUUCCGUUUCGUGGGAGUUUUGCUGCCUGCACUUCCUAUCCUCAUUUACACCCGACAGCCGGUGUUUCCGGAGGGUAAAAGGGUGAUCUUGUUGCUGCGAUGCUUCAUGGGAACCACGGGUCUGAUGCUCAGUUUCUACGCUUUCCGGCACAUGCCACUGGCAGAUGCAAGUGUCAUUAUCUUCUCUACACCCGUAUUUGUGGCCAUCUUCGCGCGGGCCUUCCUCAAGGAACCUUGCACGCUCUUCAAUGUCCUUACCAUUAACAUGACUUUGGUCGGCGUGGUCCUAAUCACACGACCACCUUUUGUGUUCGGUAAUUCUGGAGACAGUGAGGAAGUAUCCGGGAAGACGUACGACAUCUGGGGACCCGUUGCUGCCAUCUCGUCCACGCUUUUCGGAGCCAAUGUGUAUAUCCUGCUGCGUGCCCUCAAGAAUCUACACUUCUCCGUUAUCAUGACGAAUUUUGGAACCAUCGCUCUGGUCUACACUCUGAUCGUUUGUGGAUCCAUUGGAGCUGUGUGCUGGCCCAGCUGCGGAAGGGAUCGCUGGCUGGUUGUUGUGCUGGGCGUGUUCAGCUUCCUAGGACAGAUCCUGCUCACUCUAUCCUUGCAGAUUGAGCAGGCCGGUCCGGUGGCCAUAGCUCGGUGCGCAGACAUCGUUUUCGCCUUCAUCUGGCAGAUGGUCUUCUUCGGGGAGACCCCCACCGCCUACUCUCUUGUGGGGGCCGUCAUGGUAAUGGGAUCAGUUGUCCUGACGGCCCUCAAAAAGUGGGCAGGCACUCUGCCACGCGAGUCCUCGCUGAGGAAGCGCUUCAGGCUAAUCCUGCUGGAAUAAUAAGGUUCCAGAUGAAUUGAAAAAGUUCGCGGUUUCUCCCCCGUCUUGCCAUCGUUCUCACCUACUCAUGCCAGCAUCAGAAGCAGGCACCAAACCAGUUCAUUCAUUGUAGACUUAACUUAUAUCAAGGCUCAGAUCGUAGUUUAAUCAAAAGAAAUAAGAAAGGACGCGUGAUAACCACACUUAUAAGUAAAUACUCGUAGUGCGUGUUUAGUUUAGCCAAUUUCGCCGAUUUGUUGUUUUGUACAUUGUUAUACAUGCUUAAAAUACGAUAAUAAAUACAACUUAUGAG